AUGACUACUACGACUACACCACCAACGCCAACAACCACUGACACUCCAACUAUAACGACAAAUACAAUGAAUAACCCUUCUGCAGACCCGAUAAUGACAACGACAACGACAACGACCAACUCAAACACAACAAGUGGACCAUCCUCACCACAGCCAUUCCUCAACACAUUUGAGAACUCAAUCGAUCUGCUCGACUCACUGGACGACUCGCCACAGUUCAGGAAGCAACUACGCGACAAUGAGCAAAGUGUCGAGGAACUAAGCCAGAGCAUCAAGAAGCUGCUCAAGUCUGCGCGCCAGACCUGCGACCUGGGCAACGAGUACAACAACUCAUUCCGCACAUUCACCGACGACGUCCUGUCCUACAGACUGGAUGCGCGCGUCAAUGACGAGGUGCUCGAGAAGGGCAUGAUCAAGUUCGCCACCGCCCUCAAGGAGAUUUGCAACUAUCGCGAGAUGCUGCACAUUGAGAUGGAGGCGCUGCUGCACAACCCUCUCAGCGAGUUUGCCGACAACGACUUGAAGCAGGUCAAGGAGCUGUACAAGAAGUACGACAAACACAGUCAGCUACAUGACACGGCCGCACUCAAGCUCGGCCAGAUCAAGAAGAAGCACUCCAAUCGCCUCGAGGAGGUCGGUCAGGAGGUGACGGACAUCUAUCGCACACGCAUAGCACACAGCGUGGACUUGGUGGAGAAGAUGAAUGAGCUUCAGGCACGUCGUCGCUUCGAGUUCCUCGAGAUGUUCUGCGUGUACCUUCAAGCACAGUCCACCUUCUUCCACCAAGGCUACGAGUUGUUCCGCGACCUUGAGCCACAAAUGCGCAUCUUCUCCAGCUACCUCCAAUUCACCAGGAAGCACUUUGAUGAGACAAAGCAUCAACAAGAGGUACUCAAGCAAGAUAUUGUCAAUAGAUCCAACCUCUCAUCCUCCCCAUCACAAACACAUACACAUCCUGCCAGCAAGCAGUUCUUGCAGGGUCGUGCAUCAGAUGUAGCUUGCAAGAAGGGUUACUUGUUCAAGAAGUCCAGCAGCAAGUUCAGCAGACGCUUCUUCUCAUGCGAUGAUGGCAAGCUAUCAUAUUACAAGAGUGGCAAUGAGCAUACACCGAGACAUACAUUCAAACUAUUCUUGACAACAGUGCGCAUUAGAGAGGACUUGGAGCAUAGGAACUGCUUUGAGGUACUCUCACCUGACAACUCACUCAUUCUACAGGCAGAGUCAAAUGAGAGCAUGAUGGAAUGGGUACAAGUGUUACAGAACUCGACGGCCAAUCUCAUCAACAACAUCUCACCAACCUCAGACAGACCCAGACUACAUAGCUCUGGUGGUGGACACAACAAUAACCACCACAACAGUGGCAACAGUGGCAACAACAGCGUAAAUGGUACAUCAUGUAAUAUAGUCAAUAGUAACAAUAACAGUAACAACAGUAACAGUAACAAUAGCGGCAACAAUAACAACAACGAUCUCACUCAAUCAUCAUCAACAGAGGAUGAGGAUACACCACCACUGGCCAUUCUACGAAGUUUGGACGCGUCAAACAAGAUGUGCUCGGACUGUGGCGCAAAGGAUCCAGACUGGGCCUCAAUCAACUUUGGCUCAAUCGUCUGUAUCGAUUGCUCAGGCGUACAUCGCAGUCUUGGAGUGCACAUUACCAAAGUGCGAUCACUUGUCCUCGACAAAUGGGAGCCAGAACUAUUUGAUAUGAUGAAGCGUAUAGGUAACAACAAGGUCAAUCAGAUAUUCGAGUCGAAUGUGGCAGCGGACAGAGUUAAACCGACAGCAACAUGUUCAUUCGAAGCGAGAGCAAAGUGGAUCAGGGACAAGUACGACAAGAGGUUGUUCGUGACCUUUAUCGAGAAGCCACUGGUCGAACUCAACUCAAUGUUAUACAAAGCAGCUGGAGAGGGCGACACUGGACACUUGCUGGAUUUGAUGGCCAGCGGAGCAGACCCUAAUCACUACGACCCGGAACAUAUGUACAGAUCACCACUGCACAGUGCAGUGGCCAAUAACCAGGCGCAGAACCUUUGUUUGUUGCUACAGAAUGGCGCGCAGACAGGUAUACAGGACAUCAAUGGCAACACGGCAUUGCACGUGGCCGCCGACUGCGGCAGUACGAAAUGUAGCAUACUGUUACUGAUGAAGAAUACGGCGCUACUAAACAUCACCAAUAAGGAUAAGAGGACUGCACUUGACCUGGCUGUGGACAAAGGGCAGGUGGGCUGUGUGGCCAUCCUUCGACUGUCACAGCUACAGCGAGAUGAGAACAGACAAUUCGACGACUGCUUUGCCGAUGUGCUUCGAGGAUUCUCUGGCAAUAAAUGA
Molecule: messenger RNA, 2331 nt
Organism: Acytostelium subglobosum LB1
Lineage: Eukaryota; Evosea; Eumycetozoa; Acytosteliales; Acytosteliaceae
Exons: 5
Coding region: 1-2331 (776 amino acids)
Cellular component (GO): cytoplasm
Molecular function (GO): protein binding; GTPase activator activity
Source: RefSeq, a predicted model, not a curated record